Cyprinus carpio (common carp) is the source of this 2620-nucleotide messenger RNA. Its product is annotated as 1-acyl-sn-glycerol-3-phosphate acyltransferase gamma-like. Gene Ontology annotation, cellular component: endoplasmic reticulum; endomembrane system. NCBI's taxonomy places the organism in Eukaryota, Metazoa, Chordata, Actinopteri, Cypriniformes, Cyprinidae. The transcript is spliced from 10 exons. The record is from RefSeq and is a predicted model, not a curated record. Bases 318 to 1451 code for a protein of 377 amino acids. Gene Ontology annotation, molecular function: 1-acylglycerol-3-phosphate O-acyltransferase activity.
AGGUUAUCGGACAGGAAGUCCCAUGACUAGAUGCAAUGUGUGUGUGUGUGGUGCGUGGAUUGAUAACGACACGUCUGAGCAGCAGCACAGAGUCUUAGAUACAAGUUUCCGACAGCUUUAUCAUAUUGCAUCGCAUUAAGCAGAAGAGCACGAAUCCUUCACGCAGAUCCACUGAUGACAUUUAAGCAGGUCGGUGGUACUAAGUGAAGGGCCGUGUAAAAGAGGAUUGUAGAGACAAACCCGCUGUGCAGUGUGUGUGGGAGCGUGUGUGUGUGUGGGGGGGUGAGUGAGUGAGUGUGUGGAAGGGGCUCUCAGUCAUGGGUGUGGUGGCGUGGCUGAAGAGCCUGUUCAUACUGCAGCUCUUGAUUGGCUUUGUGUUCGUGGUGAGCGGCCUCAUUAUCAACUUCACCCAGCUGUGUACCUGUGUGCUGUGGCCCAUCAACAAACAGCUGUACCGCAAGAUCAACACCAGACUCUCCUACUCGCUAUGGAGCCAGUUGGUGAUGCUGUUAGAGUGGUGGUCUGGCACCGAGUGCACACUCUACACCGAUCAGGCCACCGUGGAUAAGUUUGGUAAAGAGCAUGUCAUUAUCAUCCUUAAUCACAACUAUGAGAUCGACUUCCUGUGUGGCUGGACCAUGUGUGAGAGAUACGGCGUACUGGGGAGUUCUAAGGUUCUGGCUAAACACGAACUGCUGAAAGUUCCUCUGAUCGGCUGGACGUGGUACUUCUUGGAAAUAGUUUUCUGUAAGCGGAAGUGGGAGGAGGACAGAGAUACUGUCUUCAGUGGGCUGAACCGGCUCCGAGAUUACCCAGAAUAUAUGUGGUUCCUGCUGUACUGUGAAGGAACAAGAUUUACGGAAAAGAAACAUGAGAUAAGCAUGCAGGUGGCUGAGAGUAAGGGCCUUCCAAAACUGAAGUACCACCUGCUGCCCCGCACCAAAGGAUUCACCACUACACUGCAAUGCCUCAAGGGAACAGUGAAAGCUGUAUAUGAUGUCACACUGAACUUCAAAGACAAGCAGAACCCAACCCUGCUGGGCAUCGUUAACGGGAAGAAAUACAAAGCAGACAUGAGCAUCAGGCGCUUCCCUGUGGAGGAGAUUCCUGAUGAUGAGAAGGAGUGUGCUGACUGGUUGCAUAAGCUCUACCAAGAGAAGGAUGCAUUACAAGAACACUAUGAGAAGGAGGGCUGUUUCCCUGGCCCCACCAUCAAACCCAAACGUCGAGUCUGGACACUGCUGAACUUCCUGUUUUGGGCUACUCUCCUGCUUUCUCCGCUUAUUAAUUUUGCCUGGGACGUCUUUGUCAGUGGCUCUCCCCUCCUCAUCAUUGGCUUUAUGAUCUUCCUCAUUGUCGCUUCUGUAGCAGUUCGUCGGCUCAUCGGUGUAACCGAAGUGAAGAAGACAGGAUCCAGCUACGGCAACAUAGAGGCCAAGAAGGAGAACUGAACAUUUUCACCGUGUCAACACCGUGUGGCCACUGUAACGCUCACCCUGCAGUCCAGCCUCAGGCACAGAGCUGCCCUGUGUGCAGUUAUCAUUCUUUUUACAAAAAAAAAGUCAUUAAAAAAAAACGAAUUAAAUAAUAAAAUCUCAGCAUUGGGAGGUGUAUAGGGAUAUAACUAUAGAUUUAACUUAAUACGCUAGUCUAUAAAACAUUAUGAUUGUUUUUAUGAACCAACUAAAUGGGAAAUAGAGGAGAAGAAACACUCGUCAGCUGUGGAUUGAUGAUGAAAUGCUCGUCUUCUCCAGCGGAGAAAGAUGAGAUGAACUAGAGACUAACCACUGGUACUAAUCAACCUAUCAGUGACUUAUCACUCCUGUUUAGCCCCGCCCUUUAACAUCAUAAGACCCGCCCAUUUCCCAAACAAGCCCACUUGUUGUCAUAGUUCUUCAUUCAUAUUUAUCAUCUCUGGAAGUGGUUUGUAACACUUCCUUCUCUGCAUUUACAAAAUUAGUAGCAGUUUCUUCACAACAUUCCUCUCUGGAUCUUCACCCAAAGCCACACCGAGUCACUCAAACUGAUUUUCUGCGAUCAGAAUUUCACAUCACGGGCCGGCAAAGCAUGCUGCAGUUGAGGAAGACAAACAGCGCAGCCGAUCAGCAAUGAUGGUCACGACGGCCCCCACCCAACAAAUGAACUGUUGUAGAUCUUUGGUCUGUUGCAAAAACUUGGUCUGUUGAAAACUGUUCAGUGUGGCCAACUUGACCGUAAUUGAAAUGGAUUGAGCAGGAUUACUAAGGAAAAGCAUGUCUUCUGUAACUUUACUCCCAUUUUUGAGACCUUUUCGCAAUGGUGUCUUAACCCACUAUGUCACCAUUGUGUUACUGGCUAUGCUGAAUAAGCGAUAUGUGUUUUCUACCAAUUCACUUAGAGCAUCUCUUUAGUUAGUCUGCAGUUUUGUCAACAAAUUAAAAGCCCAUGGACCAUGAUUCAGUUGCCCAACCUCUCUAGCCAUGUGUAACUAAUGAAAUAAAGGGGUUGAAGAGUGAGAUUCUGAGAGUAGCUGAAUGACCAAGAACUAAACUCUCAGUUUCAUUCAAUAAAGAAAGAUUGUGAAACCUGUUUACUGUGAACUGAAGACACUAAUGGUUUGUAAAUAAACUCUAGAAGAUUC